AUGUGUUGCAACUACUACAGAAACUCAUGUGGUAGCUGUGGCUAUGGCUCUGGCUACGGCUGUGGCUAUGGCUCUGGCUACGGCUGUGGCUAUGGCUCUGGCUACGGCUGUGGCUAUGGCUCUGGCUACGGCUGUGGUUAUGGCUCUGGCUAUGGCUGUGGAUAUGGCUCCAACUAUGGUUGUGGAUACGGCUCUGGCUACGGCUCUAGCUCUAGUUGCUGUGGCUACCGGCCAUUUUGCUAUAGAAGAUGUUAUUCUUGCUGCUAG
This is a messenger RNA of Mandrillus leucophaeus (drill), 267 nucleotides long. RefSeq names its product keratin-associated protein 6-2-like. Gene Ontology annotation, biological process: hair follicle development. The transcript has a single exon. The record is from RefSeq and is a predicted model, not a curated record. Bases 1 to 267 code for a protein of 88 amino acids. Lineage: Eukaryota; Metazoa; Chordata; Mammalia; Primates; Cercopithecidae.